AUGAACAACACCAACACCAACAACCACGAGCAAACGCUCAGAUCAACCAGGUCCUCGACAAGACUCGCAAACAGGUCCGUUAACAAAUCCUCCAACGAGUCCAAAGAGAUCUCCGACCACAUUAAGUCCAGCAAAACCUCUGGCAAGUCGAGCGAGACCUCCAGCAUGUCCAAGAAGACCGACAAGUUCAACAAGGCCGCCGACAUGUCCAAAAUGACCUCUAACGUUUCCACCACCGCCUCAACCCCCAUCCCAAGUGCCGCCGUCACAACCCACCCCCUCGGCCUCUGGAACAACAUCGCCCCCCGCACUUACACCCCCCGCGCCCUCUGCUUCCCCUUCUCGCCCUCCGCUCGUCUAUCUCCUCUAACCGCAGCCUCCACCCUCCUCUGGUUCCUCCGCAUCCAACUCCUACGCAUCAUCAAAACCCGCCCUUCCUUCGCCGGCAAGUUGCAACUCGGCAUCAACCUCUCAGCCGACGAAAAGCGCUCUCUCAAAAAGAUGGAUGGGAAGUACAACCCCUGGCACGUCUACCUCCAAACCUCGCCAGACUACGAGAUCCCCUUGACAGCUCAGUACCCAGCGAACGACGGACUGAUGAGAGCAAUGUACUCGGACCUUGAAGCACGGUUUGCGCCUACCGAAGUCGAGGGUUGGCACAAGGAGUACAUGGAUUACGAAAAUUUGAGAAGGGCCGAGUUCCCUGUUGGGCCGUUCAUUAAUCCCUUGUUACACGAUUUGAGGACGCUGCGCGAGGGAGGGGAAGCAUUGCCUGCUCUUCAGAUGGAGGAGCCGUGCGAGGAGCUGUUGGCCAAGUGUCCCGAGUACAAAGAGUGGGAGGAUCAUGAACGAAACGGUCCUACCCACCCCAUCUGUCCUAGCCUUCCCGGCCACGAAGGCGAGUCGUCGACUGGUUCCUCCAAGAUCUUCGUCUUCACCUUCGCCAAAAUUGUCGAGCUCCAGAAGGAAGUCGCGGCUCAGGGCGUGAAAUCCGGUAUCUACGAGUGUCUGUCCGGUCUCUUGUGGACUUUGACGUACGUCUCUCGUGUCAGGGCUUCUUCCAUCGACCCUUCGUCAUUCGAGAAGUUCCUCCAUGACCAUUUCGCUGAGGAGCAACCCGUCUUUUCCACGCCCACAGACUGGAUCGCUCGUGUCGCUGCUUUGAAGUCGACCGACCCCGAGGUGGUGGCGUUCAAGGAGCAGAUCGCCAAGGACACGAAGGAGUAUAUGGGUAACAAGAUCACUUGGAUCAGCACCUGCUUGCCUUCCGCUUCUCUCCUAACCAACGCCGCCGCGAAGGGAGGAGACAUGGACUUCGCUGCCCUGGCAGAGAUUGUGUCAGCCAUCAACAAAUCCAGCAGCGAUAUGGCGGAGGAUAUGCCCGAGUUCAUCACCACCCGCACCAACCUUUUCCAGUCUCUCUCUCAGACUUCCCCGGGUGACGACAUCCGCCGCAUAGGCCUCUCGUUUGACCCCCGCCAACCCUCCGAAUGGCAAAUGAAUAGCUGGAAGAACUUUGGUGCCGACACCGAAUGGCGAUUCCCUCCUCUUCCAUCUUUGACGCCCCCCUCCAGCCCCAUGGUGCCUACCAACACCUUCUCUGAGUCUGCCUCGGAAUCUUAUAGUCAUCGUGAGGUCUUCAAUGUUACCAAGCCCGAUGCUGUCCGGAGGGUGCAGGCUCGGUAUGGUGUUAGCGGAGGAUUGUGGUUGCCGGCGAGGAAGGACCAGAAGAAAGAGGUGCUGGUGCAGAUUAGUUUGCCGGAGGAGGCGAUGGAAGUUUUUGAGGGGUUGAUGAAGGAGGGGAAGUGGGUUGAGCGUGUCAUUUGA
Messenger RNA from Sordaria macrospora k-hell, 1827 nucleotides. The record is from RefSeq and is a predicted model, not a curated record. NCBI's taxonomy places the organism in Eukaryota, Fungi, Ascomycota, Sordariomycetes, Sordariales, Sordariaceae.